This is a messenger RNA of Dentiscutata erythropus, 588 nucleotides long. The record is from the annotation of a GenBank genome assembly. Lineage: Eukaryota; Fungi; Glomeromycota; Glomeromycetes; Diversisporales; Gigasporaceae.
AUGGCAGAUCCUAAUAUAAGGACUACACCUAGACUUAAAGUUUCUUUAAAUAAACCCUCACAUGAUAAGAAAUUGAUUGAAAAUGAAACAAAGCCACCGCCAAACGUAAAGUUGGAGCAAUGGAAACGGUUGCAAGAAUUGAAGAGACGACGGGAAGAAAUUAAAAAUGAUGGUAACAAAAAAAAAAAAAAGCAAGAGGAUCGAGAAGAAAUAGAGAAAAGGCUGGAUCCGAAACGUUCGGAUUCAUUAUCUACAUCAGACCAAACCAUUUCUCAAUCAUCAAUGCAUCGUCUUGAUCAAACAAUUCCGAAAAGUCUAGUAAAGUACGUAAACAUGAAUUCACAUUUGAAAGGUGUAGAUCAUGGCCGUCUGGCUCCUAAGGGUCGAUUGGAGAAAGAACUUGAUAAAGCUGUAGCAAACGGUGACUUAGAUCUAGCUUCAAAAAUAAGUGACCAAAUUGCACAAAGGAAUUAUGAAAAUACGAUACAAGAAGCAAUAGAAUGUAAAGAAUAUGAUGAGAGAAAAAAACGUGAAGAAGAAUUGAAAGCGAAAAAGAAAAAACCAAAACUGAAAUGGGGGUACGUAUAA